Messenger RNA from Trichoderma gamsii, 1761 nucleotides. RefSeq lists its product as hypothetical. The record is from RefSeq and is a predicted model, not a curated record. Bases 1 to 1761 code for a protein of 586 amino acids. The transcript has a single exon. Gene Ontology annotation, molecular function: protein binding. Lineage: Eukaryota; Fungi; Ascomycota; Sordariomycetes; Hypocreales; Hypocreaceae.
AUGGAGAACAUCGGUGGCACCAUCAAGCGCCGUUCCACAGAGGCAUGGAACGCCGCGCAGAGCAACAUGCCCUCUAUGCCGGCCAUGCCCUCAAUGCCUGCUCUGCCCUCGCUACCGGCGCUGCCCGUCAUGCGGCAGUUCACACUAGAUGCCUUCCGGAGACAGCCCAACCAGGAGGGCAUGAGAGGCACCUGGGAGCGCAUCGAUCUCCCUCCCGUGCCUCGCUCCUCGCAUUCUCUUGACAUCAUCUCGGGCUGCGCUUACAUCUUUGGUGGCGAAGUCACUCCCCGCGAACCCGUUGAUAAUGAUAUGCUCGUCAUCCGCCUUCCCUUCAGUAGCGCCGGCGCCGACUACUUUAAGAUCAAAGCGAAGCCAGACACAACCAUCCCCGCGCCGACGUCAAUUCAGGACAAGGGUAAAAAGGGCAAAUCAGAUGAUGAUGUUGUUGAGAGCCCCAAGGCCAAGGCCAAGGCUGAAGACCUUGGCGAGGAAGUCCCAGAAGAAGACGAGAGUGACAGUGGUGAAAGCCGCAACACGGAGCAGACUGAUGAGACCAAGAGCGACACCAAAGCGGCAUCUGUUGACAAGGGCAAGGGACGAGCUGCACAAGAUCUCGGUGACGUCCCCCCACCACGAAUUGGGCAUGCAACUGCCGUCAUUGGCUCGCGGAUAUUCGUCUUCGGCGGCUACGCUGGACAGGACAUGAGGCCCCUUGAUGAAAAUGGCCGAGUAUGGAUCUUUGACACUCGCACCCGUCUCUGGACCUACCUCGACCCUGUCCCUGCUGUCAAGGGCGGAUCAAUCAUCCCGCACCCAGCGCCACGAAGCUAUCACUGUGCUACGGCGACAGACCGACCCCGCGACUUUGCCCCUCCCCCGCGAACCCAGGCUCAGAGCUGGCAGGAGUGGGCGCUUGGUGAUACCUCCAAGACGGGCAUCCCGCAGGACCCCAUUGUCGGCCACGUCGCCGAAAACGCGAGUGAUGAGGAGACUGAUGGUUAUGGUACCUUUUUCGUGCACGCCGGUAUUAAUGCCAGUGGCGAUCGCACCAGCGACCUCUGGGCUUUUGACGUCCACUCGCGCACUUGGACUGAGCUGCCCGCGGCACCGGGCCCUUCUCGCUCGGGCACAUCAAUCUGCAUCAGCAAGAGCCGAAUUUUCCGUUUCGGUGGAUUCGAUGGGCAGAGGGAGAUUGGAGGCCAGGUCGAUUUCCUGAACCUUGAAGUGGAAAUUUUUGAUGACCGGGUUACUCGUGGCGAGGUGUCGGUUCGGGCACGUGGCGGAUGGCAAUCCAUAUACGAAAACGCACCAGAAGCUUCGUCGAAAGACAUUACUUUUGAGAAUAACCAGAUAUGGCCUGGACCGCGAAGCGUGUCUUCUCUCGAGGCCAUCACCAUUGGUGGUGGUACCGAGUAUCUCGUCCUGACUAUGGGUGAGGCAACCUCAAGCUCGGAAAGCCAUACCGGCAUUGGCAAGUCCCACAAUGACGUGUGGGUGUUCCAAGUACCGCCGGUGGGCAUGACUGCUGCGAGCAUUACGGCAGCCAUGUUCCAGGCUGUGGGACGCAAGACUGGCGAAGGCAAGUGGACAAAGGUGACCAUGGGCCCUUAUGACGAGGAAGUUUUGGAAAUGCCGCGGGGCCGGGGCUGGUUGGCGAGUGCGCCCAUGUCUGAUCUGGAAGAAACUGGAAUUGUGAUUUGGGGUGGAACGGAUGAUAACAAUAGGAGACGUGGAGAGGGAUGGAUCUUGAGGCUUGUUUAA